CACCUCCUUCAUCCAUCCAUCUCUGCUCGUGUCUACUCAUCUGUUAACAACAAUGUCGCUGCGGCCUCUGCUCGCCACUCCAGGCGGUCUAGGCUUGCGCGGUUUAUCAACCUUUGCUAGGAGACCACAUCCGUCUCACGUUGUCCGCUCUCUCCCAUCCCGCCCCUCCACCACCCACCGCACCUUCUUCACCUCGACACUCACCGCCCUCUCCGAAGCCGUCGGGUCGACGCCUUUACCAGGCCUCCUCGCCGCAUCUCCCGUGCCGCUUUGGGCCUCCAUUGUCGGCCUCGCCCUGACAGUACGCCUCGGCAUCACUUUCCCCCUGCAGCUGUGGCAGCGGCGGCGCGUGUGGCGUGCACGCAAGUUCGUCGUGCCCGAGAUGAAGCGGAUCAACGACGAGCUGGCUGUGCAGAUGGCAGUACAGAGCAAACGCGAGGGGCUCACAUAUGAAAAGUACCGGGAACGACUCAAGGCCGAGCUCGCUACUCGCCAAGCCGCCCUUCACAAGAAGCACGGUACGCACCCCACGACCACCAUGCUCGUUCCACUCGCCGUCUCCGUCCCCUUGUUCAUAGUGAUGAGUAUGACGAUCCGGCAAGCUGUCACAACAUAUCCGGAGCUCGCUGCCCAGUCCUUCCUUUGGGUCGAGCACAUGGGUCUCCCGGACAAGCAGUGGAUCCUGCCGAUGGUUGCGGGUCUACUGGGAUUCGGAAACGCGGAGAACGCCAGCGUGCGCUACGAUGCGCGUAAGGAGGCAGCGGCGGCUGCUGAGGCCCCAUCUUCAUCACCACCUUCCUCCACCCCUCCACCCUCCACUCCCUCCUCUUCUCCCUCCACUCGUCCCUCUCCUCCACCGUCCACGACACCCCCCUGGAAGCAAACACGAAAGUUCUCUACCACGCCUGCCCAAGAGGACAAGCAUACUGGCCCCCAGCACUUUGGCAAGCGACGAGUAGCGGCCAAGCCCCGUGCGGUGGCGCAGAUUCCAGGCGCGCCGAAGCCAACCCUCCAGCCAAUGCGUGCGACGAAGGUCAAGGGACCCAAGGCAAGCGACAUGGUUGAAGAGACGCACUGGGCCGCACGACUGCUGCCACAAAACCGCGAGUGGGUUCAGAAGGCACUCACGACAACAUUGCGCGGCGCGAGCUUCCUCGUCAUUGUUGUGGGGCUUCAGAUGCCUGCGGUAAGUUUAAGCUGGGCCUGUGAGAGCGAGUGAUACGCGCGAGUGCCGAUGAGCUCGGAGGAACUGGCGAGACUUGUUGAUGACGGGCUGUACCAUUCACCUCUGAUGGUCUUUGUCUGAGUUGGACCGCCGCGACGUACCCAUCAGUGUCUCAGAGCCCACUUUGCAUUGCAAGGCCGCGAUCCGUGAUCCGCUGACCUCAGGCCGUCGUCUGGUACUGGACGUGCAGCAUGACCUUCACAUUCCUGCAGAACAUUUACUUCGAC
Cutaneotrichosporon oleaginosum is the source of this 1452-nucleotide messenger RNA. RefSeq lists its product as uncharacterized. Gene Ontology annotation, molecular function: membrane insertase activity. Gene Ontology annotation, cellular component: mitochondrial inner membrane. Gene Ontology annotation, biological process: protein insertion into mitochondrial inner membrane from matrix; mitochondrial respiratory chain complex IV assembly. The record is from RefSeq and is a predicted model, not a curated record. NCBI's taxonomy places the organism in Eukaryota, Fungi, Basidiomycota, Tremellomycetes, Trichosporonales, Trichosporonaceae.